AUGCAUUCAAGGCCUAAUCGCUGCAUCCUCCCGCGGAUGCGGUGGUGGAUGCGGCGGCAGUGCUUUCGCGAGCUGCUGCUGCUCGUGCUCGUGCUGUCCGCGAGCAGCGGCGCGCGCGGCGUGCGGUUCACUUUGGACCGGAAGGAGUGUCUGACGGAAUACGUCAACUGGGUGGGUGACGUCGUUCACGGCAACUUCGUCGUCGUUAGCGCCGACGCGUGGGGCGACUGGGAGCAGAACGGCGUUGACCUGGUGAUCAGCGACCCGGACGGGUACACGGCGUUCUCCACGGAGGCGCAGACGCAGGGCAAGUUCGAGUUCAUGUCGCAGCGCGAGGGCGACUACCGCUUCUGCUUCUCCAACAAGUCGCCGGUGUUUGAGACGGUGUCACUGGAGGUGUUUGUGGGCCACCAGGUGCAGCCCCACGAGAUCGCCACCGACGAGCACAUACUGCCCAUAGUGACCAAGCUCUCAGGGCUGCACAACCACAUCACCAGUGUGUACUUCGAGGCCAAGUGGUUCCACGCGCAGGCAGAGCGCCAGAACCAGCUGGCGCAGGCCACGACGCGCAAGCUGGUGGUGAAGACGGCCGUGCAGUCACUCGCCCUCAUCACCUGCUCCUUCCUGCAGGCACGCCCCCUCCCACCCCCCUCACAUGCUCCACCCCCCUGCAUUUCCCUCCACUAUGCACGCACGGCACGGCACGGGGGCAGCAUGGUGAAGGGCAAGAAGAUUCUCUUCAUCGUGGGCGACUACGUCGAGGACUACGAGGUGAUGGUGCCGUUCCAGGCGCUGAUGGCGUUCGGCUGCAACGUGGACGCCGUGUGUCCGGGCAAGAAGGAGGGCGACGUCUGUCGCACCGCCGUGCACGACUUCGUCGGCGAUCAGACGUACGCGGAGUCGCGGGGGCACAACUUCGUGCUGAACGCCACGUUCGACGAGGCGCGCUGCGACGCGUACGACGCGCUGGUGGUGCCGGGCGGGCGCGCGCCCGAGUACCUGUCCGUGGACGGCCGCGUCACGGCGCUGGUGCGCGAGUUCCACGCCUCCCGCAAGCCCAUCGCCUCCAUCUGCCACGGCCAGCUCGUGCUGGCCGCCGCUGACGUGCUCAAGGGCAGCAAGUGCACGGCGUACCCGGCAGUGAAGCCGGUGGUGGAGCUGGCGGGCGGGCAGUGGGUGGACGCGGACCCCAUCUCCGCCUGCCUCUACGACGACCAGCACAACCUGAUAACGGGGGCGGCAUGGCCGGGCCACCAGGAGUUCCUGUCGCUGCUGCUGCUGGCGCUGGGCGCCAAGGUGCACGGCAGCGACAAGCGCGUGCUCAUGCUGGCAGGGGACUUCAUGGAGGACUACGAGGCCAUGGUGCCCAUGCAGGCGCUGCAGGCGCUGGGGUACCGCGUGGACGCCGUGUGCCCUGACAGGCGUGCAGGGGACGUGUGCAAGACGGCCGUGCACGACUUUGAGGGCGACCAGACGUACACGGAGAAGCCGGGGCACAACUUUGCCGUCACGGCGGACUUUGACUCUGUCAGGGUGGACGACUACGACGCCCUGCUGCUGCCGGGGGGGCGCGCACCCGAGUACCUGGCGCUGAAUGCGCGCGUGCUGGAGGUGGUGCAGCAGUUUCAUGCCGCCCGCAAGCCCAUCGCCUCUGUGUGCCACGGCCAGCAGAUCCUCGCUGCUGCGGGCGUGCUCAAGGGCAUGCGGUGCACGGCAUACCCGGCAGUGAAGCCAAUGGUGGUGCUGGCGGGUGGUGAGUGGCAGGAGCCGGACCCCAUCUCGCGGUGCUUCCAGGACGGGCACCUCAUCACGGGUGCCGCAUGGCCCGCCCACCCCGAGCUCAUCAGCCUGCUCAUGGCCGCCCUUGGCACCACCGUCACUGCUUGA
Molecule: messenger RNA, 1887 nt
Organism: Closterium sp. Naga37s-1
Lineage: Eukaryota; Viridiplantae; Streptophyta; Zygnematophyceae; Desmidiales; Closteriaceae
Source: the annotation of a GenBank genome assembly